Molecule: messenger RNA, 1878 nt
Organism: Fulvia fulva
Lineage: Eukaryota; Fungi; Ascomycota; Dothideomycetes; Mycosphaerellales; Mycosphaerellaceae
Exons: 2
Coding region: 1-1878 (625 amino acids)
Source: RefSeq, a predicted model, not a curated record
AUGGACGUUGGCGCCCAAUGUAAGGCGUCGUGCUUUCGCUCGCUAACACGCGGGGGGCCGCGCUCGAGAAGGAUCUUAUGUCGUGCAACACACCUGAGUUGUGAGGUCCGGGGCCGAUUCUUAGGCAGACCUGCUACGCCUGGACUCUCGAAUCAUGCACUCUGUGAGGGGUCAUACUUUACUCUUCUUUGCGACGGCCUGUACACCAGGCAUGAUGCACAAUUAUUUGGCUGCUUUGCCAUUCUUUGGGUCUCGAGGACAGUUGAAGCUGGGGCCGCUGCACAGCCGCUUUCAAUCCCGCCAAGUCAAUACUGGGAAGGGAAUGAUGGCCAUUGGUCUACUGUCUUUCUGGACGUUGGCACCCCAGCACAGCAGGUGCGACUGCUUCCUGGAACCUCAGCGACUGCUGGAGAUGCGAUCUGGGUCGUGCUGCCAGAGGGAUGUUCUCAGGCCAAUCCAAGCCUCCCCGAGGCAGACUGCGAUGAAGCACGAGGCGGGUUGUUUGAACGCAAUAGCUCCACCACCUGGACCACUUCUCGACUCGCCACUUCUCGACUCGCCAACGGAGGUCUAUACGAACUGGAUACAUAUGAAGAGUCGAAACUGGGACUCAACGGCAAUGCCUACUAUGGCUUCGAUACUGUCAGCUUGAGAAAUGGACUGCCACUGCUAAGUGGUCACCUCGUGGCCGGCUUUGCUACGAACGAUUUCUGGCUUGGCAGCUUGGGCCUCAGUCCACAUCCGAUUAACUUCACUACACUCAACGAACCUUUUCCCAGCCUCUUGGGUCGUCUUUGGGCAUACACAGCCGGUGCUGUCUACAAAGAGCCGCCAGUCUUCGCAAGCGUAACCAUCGGAGGUUGCGAUGCCAGCCGCAUGGACGGAGAAGGUAUCUCAGUACCUUUCGGACCCGACAUCUCCCGCGACCUCCUCGUUAGUCUGCAAUCGAUUACCUUCAAUACGCUCGGCAGCGCACCUCUACUCACUCAAGGAAUACAUACAUUCGUGGACUCCCUAGUGACGCAUCCUCGGCUUCCGUUGGAGGUCUGCCAGGCGUUUGAGGCUGCUUUUGGAUUGGUCUGGGACGAAACCACCGAGCUUUACUUGCUCAACGACACGGCACACGAGCGACUGCGUGCUCAGAAUCCGACUUUCACCUUCACAUUGAGUCUGACGCCCGACAGUUCUGUGGGAGGCAACGCCACAACUACGAUCACCCUGCCCUACGCAGCCUUCGAUGUCAAUGUCACUCACCCCUUUGUCAAUGCUAGUCAGCCAUACUUUCCACUCAAAAGGGCCCAAAACAGCGCCCAGUAUACCCUUGGACGUGUCUUUCUGCAAGAGGCGCACCUUGUUGCAGACUACGAUCGUGGUAAUUUCACGAUUGGCCAAGCAGCUUUUCCUGGGCACUCUACCACGGAUCUAAAAACAAUACUCCCGCCUGGCUUUGUGGCUGAACGUAAGGAAGUAUUCUUGAGCACUGGUGCGAUAGCUGGUAUAGCGGUCGGUGUGAUUCUGACCAUCUUGCUGCUACUGGGACUGGCGUUCUACUUACGCCGACGAAGCUCAAGACUGCGCAAGAAAGCUGCAACUUCCGAAGCUGCUAGGCAAGCGGCUGAACAUGAGAAAAAACAUAUCCUAGAUGAAGCUGAUCACGGGGUUCAGGAGUUAGAUAGGAGCCAACUGUAUGAGGCAUGUGGCUCCACGGAGCAUUCGAAACCAGGUGAACUGGCAGGACCCGAGACCGGCAGUAGAUCGGAGCUUGCCGCAGGAAUUUUUCACCCUAACAAGAAAGAUGGCACCUACUUGUACGAACUUGCCGGUGGAGGUAUUGCAGCUUCAGAAAUGGAGGCAGGGGUUGACAGGAGUGCGACAUGA